This is a messenger RNA of Cetraspora pellucida, 911 nucleotides long. The record is from the annotation of a GenBank genome assembly. Lineage: Eukaryota; Fungi; Glomeromycota; Glomeromycetes; Diversisporales; Gigasporaceae.
GUGUGGGAAGACGUUCUCCUCUGCCGAGCUGUCAAAACCCACCGCUAAUUAACCACUCUGAACCCUUUAACAGAUACAUAGAUCCAACGGAUCCAGGAGAUGACGAUCCUACUCUAUACAUAGUCGUAUCGCUCGUUACAAACUGCGUAAUUUUGACGCAGGCCAGACAUUGGUCAUUUAAUCGUUUUUACUCUUUUACUAUUCAAUCUGGGGACGCACCAAAGGCAUUUAAUGAAAUUUAUGAUAAGUGGAUCGCAAGCCUGAAAUUUAUUAAAAAAUCAAAUAAUAUCCCAAAAUCAAUCAUGAACUUUGUAGGAGAGCUAAUUGAAUUCAGCGAGUCUAAGGAGUUGGAGAAUUUGCGUGUUGCUUAUGAGCAGAAUUUCCAAGCUCACUUACUUGCAACCAUUUCAAGUGGGAGGAGGGAUAAAAAAGAUGAGGAGGUUGAAGAAGGCGAGGAGGUUGAGGAAGAAGAACCAUAUGUUCACAUUUCACAAAACUUUGAUUCAAUACCGGACUUUAAUCAAGUGAACAGCGAUGAUGAAUCUACGGAAGAAACUAUAACAUGCAAAAAUAAUCUUAAAAGGAAACUAGUAGACGAUGAAUUACCAGGCUACGAUGGAUUAGUAUUUCUAUUUAAUGAUUCGAAUGAAGAUAAGAUUAUAGAAAAAAUUGAUGAAAAUACUCUUGAGGAGGAAAGAAAAUUGCCACUAGCAAGUGAUAAUAAGGAUCAAUCUAUAUCUAUAUGUGAUGAAAUAUUAAAUAAGUUUCAAAAAUAUCAAAAUAAAAUUCCUAAAAUCUGCAUAGUAUACACAAUUGAUGUUAACAGUUCUUAUGAAUAUAGGAAGGAGAUUUAUGUUCUUUCAAGCAGUGAUGCUUGUAAUGAAAAAUUAGAUCCAUUUAAAAAAGCAUAA